AUGACCGAUUCCGACGAACAUUCUCCAAAACGCACCAACAUGAAUCCACCCAACAACCCCAAUAUCCGUUCUUUUCAGCAAGAUAUGCUAGAUCCAUAUUAUAUGCAUCCAAGUGACAACCUUGGAUUAGCAAUUGUCACUCCUCCUCUCAAUAAUACCAAUUUCCAUUCAUGGUCUCGUUCUUUAAAAUUAGCCCUUAUGUCCAAGAACAAGUUAGGUUUUAUCGAUGGAACCUUAGCUCGUCCUGAUAUCACCGAUCCUAAUCGUGUUCUCUGGAACCGCUGCAACAACAUGGUCAUGGAAUGGAUCACCAACUCCAUUGAUAAAGAAAUUUCAGAAAGUGUUCUUUGGAUUGAUUCAGCUAACGAAAUCUGGCAAGAACUCCAUGAAAGAUACCAUCAAGGCGACAUAUUUCGGAUCUCCGACCAUCAAGAAGAGAUCUAUGCUCAAAAGCAAGGUGAACAAUCUAUUACUCAAUACUUCACAACCUUGAAAAAAUUGUGGCAAGAAUUUGAUAAUUUUCGCCCCCUUCCCAAUUGCCAAUAUGAUCCUGUUUGUCAUUGUGAAUUGUUACCAACCAUCAAAAAGUAUAGGGAAAAUGACUAUGUCAUACGUUUUCUAAAAGGCCUCAAUGAUCAGUAUGCCCCUGUUCGAUCCCAGAUUAUGCUCAUUAGUCCUCUCCCUAUUGUUAACAAUGUCUUUUCUAUGUUAAUCCAACAAGAAAGACAAACCUCCACCCCUGUUAAAGAUGACACAAUCAUUGCUCACAUACAAAACCCUUCCUCAAAAGGUCGCUCCCCUGAUUCUAAUACAAAACCUACCUACAAUCCAAAAUCUAAAGGACUCAAAAUCUGCUCAUAUUGCAACAAACCUGGCCACACCAUUGAAGUUUGUUUCAAAAAGCAUGGUUUCCCACCUUACCUCAAAAAGCCCAACAUAGCUCUUGCCACCACUGAUGAACCUGAUUCUAAAGGAGGCAACUCAAACCACUAUGAAGAUAGCUCUGCCAAUCUUGGGUUUACUGCAAAACAACAAAAGGCUCUUCUUGCUCUACUCCAGCAUAGCAAUGCAAACUCUGCACCCAACAUACAGCAUCUUUAG
This is a messenger RNA of Vicia villosa (hairy vetch), 1101 nucleotides long. RefSeq lists its product as uncharacterized. Bases 1 to 1101 code for a protein of 366 amino acids. The record is from RefSeq and is a predicted model, not a curated record. Lineage: Eukaryota; Viridiplantae; Streptophyta; Magnoliopsida; Fabales; Fabaceae. The transcript has a single exon.